Gossypium raimondii (Peruvian cotton) is the source of this 1243-nucleotide messenger RNA. Its product is annotated as protein MIZU-KUSSEI 1. The record is from RefSeq and is a predicted model, not a curated record. The transcript has a single exon. Bases 229 to 978 code for a protein of 249 amino acids. Gene Ontology annotation, biological process: hydrotropism. NCBI's taxonomy places the organism in Eukaryota, Viridiplantae, Streptophyta, Magnoliopsida, Malvales, Malvaceae.
GAUUUCCAGUAGCGUGUUGAAUAUUCAAAAACAGCCUAAUAAGAAGGCACAGCGUUAGGAGACAAUAUCUGUCAUUCAAUCAUUAUCUCUAAGUUCUAACCAAUAUCCCCCCUGCUCAAGCCAGGCAAUACCUAAUCUCUCUCUCUCUCUCUAUAUUACUAUUUCUCUCCAUCAUAUGCAUGAUCUCUCGCAUCGCAUGCUUGGUUUGCCAUUUGCCGACGUCCGUUUAUGGGGGAGUCAGGUUCAACCUUCUCUCACAAUGAAUCUGAGUCCUCUACCACGUCGUCAGAAUCUCAUUCAAAUUCAACCUCACGCCUUCAGCCCAUUUCCCUCGUCCAACCAUCGCAAAAGAACCAGAAAGAUAAACCCAAAGUUCUUCGUGUUUUUCAAUCCGUUUUUCGUGCAUUUCCUAUCAUCAACCCCAAAUGCAAGUUCCCAACCUGCCCUGCCGUCGGCGUAUCAACAGAGACUCAUAAAAGCAGCACAGGGAAUCGGGUGACGGGGACUUUGUUCGGGUUUCAUAAAGGUAAGGUGUCUCUUGCCUUGCAGGAAAACCCUAAGUGCCUCCCUUGGUUAGUUAUUGAGUUAGCUUUGCAAACCAAUGUGCUGCAAAAGGAAUUGAGUGCUGGCAUGGUUAGAAUCGUCCUGGAGUGUGAAAAGCAAACUGAAAAGGAAAAGAUUAAACUGUUCGAUGAGCCUUUGUGGACAAUGUAUUGCAAUGGGAAAAAAACUGGGUAUGGGGUAAAGCGAGAGGCAACGGAGGAUGAUCUGAGUAUAAUGGAGCUCCUCAAGGCUGUUUCAAUGGGCGCUGGGGUUUUGCCGGGGAAUACUGAAACUGAGGGUCCAGAUGGAGAAUUAGCCUACAUGAGGGCUUUCUUCGAACGAGUCGUUGGCUCCAAGGAUUCCCAGACCUUUUACAUGGUGAGCCCCGAUGCGAAAAAUGGGCCUGAGCUCAGUAUAUUUCUUGUGAGAAUCUGAUUGUUUCAUUAGAUAAAGAGGUUGAUGAGGAUUGGCUAAUCAAGAUUGGUGAUGCUGAAUCCUGAAUAUACACAUACCCAUGAUUAAGGUAUUCUAGAAUUCCUCCUAGGCAUCCUAGGCAGCAUUGUACACAUUUUCUUUUUUUUUUUCCUGGCUUUCUGUGAGAGAUUUUUUUUUUAAUAUUUGGUUUUUGAUUUAUCUAAUGAAUAGUUGUAGCUUAUUCUUAAAAGGAGGAUGGAAAUAAUAAAGUUUUUAUUAUUUUUGA